Exophiala spinifera is the source of this 579-nucleotide messenger RNA. RefSeq lists its product as uncharacterized. Lineage: Eukaryota; Fungi; Ascomycota; Eurotiomycetes; Chaetothyriales; Herpotrichiellaceae. Bases 1 to 579 code for a protein of 192 amino acids. The record is from RefSeq and is a predicted model, not a curated record. The transcript is spliced from 2 exons. Gene Ontology annotation, molecular function: peroxiredoxin activity.
AUGCGUCUCGACUACGUUCCAAACCCGCCAACAGACCUGGCUCCCGAGGACCAGGAGGUACUGGAACGGGUAAAAGCCCGACGAGGGGCCAUGGGCUUGAUUCCUCUAGAUUUGACCUUGCUUCAUGCCCCGAAAAUUGCAGAUGGCUGGAACGGUCUUCUGGCAGCUGUCCGGACCAAGAAUUCUCUACCGGACGACAUUCGCGAGAUUGCCAUUUCCCGACCUGCACUGAUCAAUCGUGCAUGGUUCGAGUGGAAUGCGCAUGUUCCGAUUCUUUUGAAGUCUGCUGGAUUCACAGAGGAGAAGAUGAAUGUUGUGAGGCAGCUUCUUCCCAUGGAGCAGGGAGCCCUUGACGACCGGCAAUGGGCAGUUCUCAGAUUUGCCGAUGCCAUGACGAGGGAGGUUGCGGUCCCUCAGACCCUGUUCGACGAGGUCAGGGCAGCUGGCUUCACCGAACAACAGAUCGUUGAACUCACAGCGACUGUUGCUAGUUACAACAUGGUCACCCGAUUCUUGGUUGCGCUGGAUGUUGCUGAAGAGAAUAACAAAUCUCCCCAGUAUCCCAUUGUCGAGAAUUGA